AUGAGCAAACGGUAUGCUUUCGUCCCUAUGGACGAUGAUGAAGUUGGCCCGCAGAAAGUCGAAACAAAAUCAAAGUCGAAAUCUCGCCGACGUGAAGAGCGCGACCAUGACCGUGACCGCGACCGCGAUCGAUCACAUCGCCAUCGCCAUCGAAGCCCUAGCCGAAGUCGAAGCCGGGAUCGUAAUCGCUCGCCGCGCCGAGACAGAGACAGAGACAGAGACAGUCAUAAGAAAAAGUCCAAGUCAAUACGGAGACAUGGCGAAGGCGACUAUGACGACCGCUGGGGCGAUGAGGAACCCGAACCCACACCUUCUGGGGACGAACAAGCGGAUGAACCCGAGUUCAAAGAGUCUGCGCCGAAAAGGGUGAAACUAAGUCAUGAUGACAGAGCUGAAGAUGAAGAUGGCGCAGACUCCGACGCCGCCAAGGAUAGGGCUGAAAGAGAAGCAUUCUCGCGACGGCUGAAAGAACGCGACCAGGGCAAAUCCAAGAAGGAGGGUAAGGCCGAGACGGAACGCCAACGUUUGGCCGAUGAAAUAGCCGCCAAUCGAGCCGCAAUGCCCGACCUACGAGAGCGGUCCCGACAGGACUACCUGAAAAAGCGGGAAACGGAACGAUUAGCAUUGUUGCGCAAGCAGGUAGCUGAGGAAACGGCGGAACUACGGAGCGGUGUGCGUCUUUCAGAAAAGGAGAAGGCCGAAUUCGCAAAGAACCGCGAAAUCCUUCGGCUUGCUGAAGAGCGCUUACGGAUCGAUGAUCACCGAGAUGGCUACUACAUGCCCGAAGAUUACAUCACGGAGAAGGGAAAGAUUGACAAGAAAAGAAAAGAAGACGCCUUAUACAAGCGCUAUGUCGAAAGAGAUGAGUACGGACAGGAGAAGUUCGUCACGGAACAUGACGAAUGGGAGCGAGAACAGACCCAAAAGGCAAAAGCCCAAAUCAACAGAGCCGAGCGUGAGUACGAGGGUGAUUAUGCCCCCGUUCUCGAUCCCGAGCAGUACAUACAGUGGAACUUGGGUUCAACCCUGGCUGGCGAAGGCAAGCAGUUGACUCAAGAGCAACGGUUUCUUGAGGCGCAAAUCGAAGCGGCAGAAAAGGCGGCCUUGUCAAUACAAGAAACGAGGAAGUCCCUCCCAAUAUACAAAUACAGGGAGGAGUUCCUUUCCGCCAUGGAGCAAUACCAAAUCCUGGUUCUUGUCGGUGAGACGGGUAGUGCGGGUUACACAAAGGGCGUUGCUGCUAUGAGUGUAGCAGCUCGUGUAGCUGAGGAGAUGGGAGUCAAGCUUGGCAAUGAGGUCGGCUAUUCGAUACGAUUUGAAGACAAUACGAGCGACAAGACUAUAGUGAAGUACAUGACUGACGGCAUGUUGCUACGAGAGUUUAUGACAGAUCCCGAACUUUCUGGAUACUCGGCUCUUAUGGUGGACGAGGCUCACGAGAGAGGAGAUCUGGCAAGAGAACGGCCAGAAAUGAAAAAAUUCGCAAAGUACUUUGAUGACGCUCCCAUCUUCAAUAUACCGGCACCCGAGGCGAAUUACUUAACAGCGGCAAUCACGACUAUAUUUCAGAUUCACACAACCCAAGGCAAAGGGGAUAUAUUGGUAUUCUUAACUGGUCAGGACGAGAUCGAAGCUGCCGAACAGCAACUCACUGAUACUGCUCGAAAGCUUGGAAACAGGGUAAAGGAGCUCAUCAUUUGCCCUGCCAAGAUCUUUGAACCUACACCAGCAAACGCCCGCAAAGUCGUGCUCGCCACGAACAUUGCGGAAACAAGUUUAACAAUCGAUGGUAUCACCUACGUUAUCGACCCUGGCUAUGUCAAGGAGAACAUUUAUAACCCAGCUACUGGCAUGUCGAACCUAGUCGUGGUUCCUUGCUCACGAGCCUCUGCAAAUCAACGCAGUGGUCGUGCAGGACGUGUGGGCCCUGGAAAAUGUUUCCGACUUUAUACCAGAUAUGCUUAUAUGAAUGAGAUGGACGAAUCGACGACCCCCGAGAUCCAACGCACGAAUCUCAACUCUGUCCUCCUUGAGUUUGACGCAUUAAACCAGCUCUUCGCACUGCAGGCGUUAAACCACAAAGGAGAUCUCACGAAGGUCGGUCGCCAGAUGGCCGAAUUUCCCACGGACCCCAUGCUUGCCAAAUCCGUGCUGGCCGCCGAUAAAUUCAAUGAAGCUUCUGCGCUUGCGCGCAAUCGAUUCACCGUCAAGGAUGGAGGCGAUCAUAUAACUCUGCUGAAUAUCUGGAACCAGUGGGAGAAUUUCCUACAACAGCGCUCCCUGACCCGCGCGCGAGACGUCCGAGACCAACUCGCCAAGCUAUGCGAGCGCGUCGAGGUAGCCCCAUCGUCUUGUGGCGCUUCCAAUCUAGAACCCAUCCAAAAGGCCCUAACAGCCGGCUUCUUCCCCAACGCGGCACGACUACAGCGCGGCGGCGACAGCUACCGUACACUCAAGAACAACACCACCGUCUAUAUCCAUCCUAGCUCCGUCCUCAUGAAAUCAGACCCGCCCGAGAAGACGCUCAUCUACUACGAGCUGGUGCUGACGAAUAAAGAGUAUAUGAGGAGUUUGGCACCGCACUUCCAUAAGAUGAAGGACUUGGAGCAGAUAGAGGAUAAGAAGACUUCUAGGAACGUUGGGAGGUAG
Xylaria bambusicola is the source of this 2649-nucleotide messenger RNA. RefSeq names its product P-loop containing nucleoside triphosphate hydrolase protein. The transcript has 13 exons. The coding region runs from base 1 to 2649 and encodes 882 amino acids. Lineage: Eukaryota; Fungi; Ascomycota; Sordariomycetes; Xylariales; Xylariaceae. Gene Ontology annotation, molecular function: RNA binding. Gene Ontology annotation, cellular component: intracellular anatomical structure; catalytic step 2 spliceosome. The record is from RefSeq and is a predicted model, not a curated record.